Pygocentrus nattereri (red-bellied piranha) is the source of this 2709-nucleotide messenger RNA. RefSeq names its product SMAD family member 6a (gene smad6a). Bases 820 to 2286 code for a protein of 488 amino acids. Gene Ontology annotation, molecular function: I-SMAD binding; transcription regulator inhibitor activity. The record is from RefSeq and is a predicted model, not a curated record. NCBI's taxonomy places the organism in Eukaryota, Metazoa, Chordata, Actinopteri, Characiformes, Serrasalmidae. Gene Ontology annotation, biological process: anatomical structure morphogenesis; BMP signaling pathway; SMAD protein signal transduction. The transcript is spliced from 4 exons. Gene Ontology annotation, cellular component: heteromeric SMAD protein complex.
GAUGGGAAUGAACCAAUGGCUCCACUGCACUCCUCGGGGGCCCCGUGUGUGUAUGAGAGAGUGUGUGCGUGAGUGUGACUGUGUGUAUGUGUGGGACUGUGUGCGUAUCUCCAGAAGAAGAAAGAGAGGGAGAGAAACGGCGCAAGGAAACAAUCGAAGAAGCCCCCUGAUCUUGUCUGCUGCACGGAACGAAAGGAUUAGAAGGGUCGCCGGAGCGCGAGCGUUCACUCUCCCGGUGGAAGGAUCGUUUGUGCGCGCGUGUUUUUUUGCCCCGUUGCAUGAAGCCAGUUUUUGUGCCGUGAGAGCGGACUGGAAUGUGAAUUCUAGCUAAAAGGAUUACUUGGGGUCGUUGCUCCAUUCAUGUGGCCAGCGUCAUCGAAACUGCCGUAAAGGUGCUGAAGGUUUGCUCUUGAAGCUGAUUCCUCUCCACCAAGCUGUUUAUGCUCUUUUGUUUGGCUGUUCUGGCUAUGAAAUGUGAAGAAAAGCUCAUGCGUUUGGUGUUGUGCAGGAAUGCGAUGCAGUCUGCGUUAAAAGCAAGGCAGUAAAUCAGCUGUGUCCUGCUCACGGUGCCUGCAGCACCUUUGGUGGGCUGUAAUGCGCUGGAGGUGCACCGCCGCUUUGCUGCAAAGCUGGUGGUAGGAUCAGCAGCACUGGGGUCUCAUGUUGUGCUUGGGCCAGGAGGGAUGUGUCCACGGCUGUAGCCUAGUGCACCGGACCUGGACGUGGACCUUGAUGUGGGACGACGAGCGCAGACGUGACCUGAACCUCCAGACAUAGAGAGGAAAAGGAAAAACGAAUGAAACCCGCCCAAGCUGUCGUAUGUUGAGGACGAGACGCUCGGGUCUGGUCCGGCGACUCUGGAGAAGCCGUGUGAUCCCGGAUAGGGAGGGGGGCGAUGGAAGCAGCUGGAGCGGGGAGGGGGGUCCAGACCAUCCGAGCGACAGCAACCCGGAGAAGAUCCCUAAAACGGAGUCUGCACCACUGGCCAACGUUCUGGGAAACGUUGGGGGAUUAUUGGGCCACCGGGGGUUGGUGGACGGUGGAGAACAUGGGGUCAUUUUAGAACAUGAAAGCCGUGCCAUGUGUGUCCAAGAGCAGCGUGGUGUCCCCCCAUGUGAGGGAAGCGAUGGCAGGACGGUGACAUGCUGUUUAUUCAAAGACCUGCCUAAAGAUCUAAGGACUUCCAAGAGUGCCAUGCUGACCCGUGGCAAAGACGGGCUUCCGUGCCACUGGGAAGGUAGAAGCGGCCGAGAAGUUUGUGGCUUUGGUUCAGCAGACCUGAAAGCUCGUGCACUUUUAGAGCAAGAACUCAAGAGAUGUGCUUAUGCGUUCCUAAAAAAGCUUAAGGAGAAGCCUUUGGAUGUCUUGUUGGAGGCGGUUGAAUCCAAAGGUGGAGUACCGGGGGACUGUGUUAUGGUCUCUCCGGCUGACCUGCGGAUUGGCGGCCAGGCCGUAUCUCCUCAGUACCUGCUGUGUAGGCUUUUCCGCUGGCCAGACCUGCAGCCCUCUGCUCAGCUCAAGCCUCUGUGCCACUGUCAGAGUUUCAAGGCACAGGACAGCCAAGUGAUGUGCUGCAACCCCUAUCAUUACAGCCGCCUGUGUGGACCAGACUCCCCCCCUCCACCAUACUCACGGCUAUCUCCUACACUAGGACAGGAGUUUCUGGAUCCUGCACACCCAGCAUUGCCUUAUGCUGAGAUUGAGGCAACACGUUCACCCAACAGCACAACUGGGGGUCAGUCAGAUGCCAGUAUGUCUCCCUCCUCCCUUGCACACGCUCACUGGUGUAAUGUGGCAUACUGGGAACACCGUACGCGCGUGGGCCGUCUGUAUCCAGUCUAUGAACCCUCCCUCAGCAUCUUCUGUGACCUACCUCAGGGCACAGGCCUAUGCCUAGGCCUGCUGCCCCUUCCGGCCCGCUCCAGCUCCGUCCAGCGCGCCCGUGGCAAGAUAGGCCACGGCAUCCUUCUCAGCAAAGAGCCUGACGGCGUGUGGGCCUACAACCGCAGUCAGCACCCUAUCUUCGUCAACUCACCCACCCUGGACCCGCCCCACUGCCGCAGCCUGACUGUCCGCAGAGUGAUGCCAGGCUACUCCAUUAAGGUGUUUGACUAUGAAAAGUCGUGCCAAAUCCGGCAGCCCGGUGAUUCGGUGCACCUGGAAGGUCCAUACGAUCCGAACAGUGUGCGAAUCAGCUUCGCCAAGGGCUGGGGGCCAUGCUACUCAAGACAAUUUAUUACUUCAUGUCCUUGCUGGCUGGAGAUUCUGCUCAACAACCACAGAUAGCACAGAUACCCAUUCACCCAGACUGUGCCACUUACUUAAAAAACUUGCCCACGUUUCUCUUUCUGACACACAAAAACACACAUACAUUCACAACCACAAUCCCAAAAUAUAAUCUAUCUAGAUUUAAUAUAAAGUUUUAUAUAUGCAUAUUAUAUAAAAUACACUAUACUUGUAAAUAAUGAGUCAUUUUUACAGUGUAAUUAUUUAUGUAUGGUGCAAUGUGUAUAUGGACAUGAGGAAAAAGAUGAUCAGGUAAUGCACUUUGGAUUCUGUGUGUUCAUAUGGAAUCUUUCAUCGCCAUUUUUACUAAUGGAUGUAUACAGUGAACCUGGUUUUGGUGUAUAGUUUUCAUAUACUAUCAAUAUCCAGAAAAAAAAUAAAAGUACAAUGGACACAUUGAUAAUAAAGUAUUCAUGAAAUAUU